Molecule: messenger RNA, 1160 nt
Organism: Scophthalmus maximus (turbot)
Lineage: Eukaryota; Metazoa; Chordata; Actinopteri; Pleuronectiformes; Scophthalmidae
Gene: thyn1
Product: thymocyte nuclear protein 1
Exons: 8
Coding region: 368-1051 (227 amino acids)
Cellular component (GO): nucleus
Source: RefSeq, a predicted model, not a curated record
UAAAUUCGAAGUGGAGGCUGAUUUUGGCUGCAGUCGCAGUCUGUGAUGUUCUUCUUAGCGUAGUCAGAUACUUAUUAACGUGUAUAAAACUCCGCUGCAGCUAUCACCCCCCGAAAACCAGGUUGACGACCCCCAACCAUCAAACCAACGGUAGCAUAACCGACAGGAGUUGUUGUUGUUGCUAGAUUAAGUACGACCUUAAAAAAUGUUGCCGUCACAUGUUUGUGAAUUGUUCGGCGGGUUUUGAUCGUUGACCACUUCACCUGAGACCCUGCGUAGACACAGGUAGGUGUUGUGUAGCGUGCAGUGUUGCCGAAGUGUGGAAGGAUCGUGUACUUUACGGUCUGUGUUGCUCAGUCUUUGAAAGAUGCCACCCAAGAAAAGGGCCAGAGUGGCUAAAAGAUCUGCAAAGACAGACAAAGGUGCCGCCGAAGGGGAAACGAGCUCCUCUGGUGGUAGGAGGAGGAAGGCUGCAGCUGCUGCUGAGACUGGAGGGAAAGAGGAGAGUUCAGAGUCACCUGCUUCUCCACAGCACUGUCGCUGGCUGAUGAAGUCUGAGCCCGAGAGUCGCUUCGAGAAUGGGCUCGACCUGAAGUUUGGGAUCGAGGAUCUGAAGGCUGCUCCUGAUCAGACCAGCUGCUGGGAUGGCGUCCGCAAUUAUCAGGCACGCAAUUUUAUGAGGCAGAUGAAAGAAGGGCAAGUGGCUUUCUUUUACCACAGCAACUGCAAGGAACCAGGGAUCGCAGGAAUCAUGGAGAUUGUGAAGGAAGCGUAUGUGGACCACACUCAGUUCGACAAGAAAGAUGUCCAUUAUGAUGCAACCAGCAAACCUGACAACCCAAAGUGGAGCAUGGUAGAUGUCCAGUAUCAAAGAAUGACGAAGCGUUAUCUUCCCCUGUCUGAGCUCAAAAACUACCACCUGCAGCAUCGCGCCAAGGGAGGGCCUCUGAAGGACAUGGCCCUUUUUACAAGGGCCAGGCUCUCUGUCCAGCCCCUCACCACUGAGGAGUUUGACUUUGUCCUGAGUUUGGAGGACAAAGAGCCACUGUGAAACUGGAACCUGUUAUAGCAUCUGCCCAGAGUUUAUGCAGAGUCGUCAGUGUAAAAUACUAUAAAGUUUUGUUUCUUGUUCAUAAAUAUUAUUAAAUGUCUUUUUGUCA